UAUAGUACCUGAUACCAUCCAAGAACAUCACACUACUUCACUAGUAACCGAAGUGACCCAUCACUAAGCAUCAUGAAAGCCUUCGUAGCGUGCAUAGCCCUAGCGUUGGUGGCGGCCGCCCGUGCCGAGGCUCCCGGCGGCUACAACUACAACCGGCCGUCCGGCGGCUCCGGGUUCGGCGGCGGCUUCAGCGGCGGCCUGAGCGGCGGCGGCGGCUACCACGCCGUCUCCUCCGGCUACCAGACCUCCGAGGGCCAGAACGUUGACCAACAACUCCUCGAGCAAGUGCGCCAGAUCCUCCUCAAGGAAGAGUCCUCCGCCUCCUCCAGCGGCGGUUUCGGUGGCGGUUUCGGCGGCAGCGCUCCCUCAUCUUCCUACGGCGCCCCCUCCUCUUCCUACGGAGCCCCGUCCCCCGUCUAUGGCGCGCCGUCCGGUGGCCGCGUCGUCGGCAUCAACCUUGAGGGAGUCCGUCAGGCCAUCCAGGUCGCGCAGUUCGAGCAGUCCGGUGGCUCCUCCGGUGGAUACCCAUCUGGUCCCUCCUCCUCCUACGGAGCUCCCGCCCGCGCCCCCUCCGGCAGCUACGGUGCCCCCUUCUAAGUCUCUAACAAGUUUCCGAAUGCAAAACAUCGACUGGACCCUUCCGUGAUCGGAUUUUACCAACUGAGGAAUAGCAGAGUGCUCCGUUACUUCUAGUCCAUGCGUAGGUCCUCGAUAGCCACCGAGCGUUCGGAUGUUGUUUUAUUCGGGCGACUUCAUAAGAUCUCUGGAGCGGCCGAAUGUUUAAUCAAUUCGGUCGGCAGCCACGUACAAUGUAGGUGAUGCCGGCCCACCAGGCUCUUGUCUCACCAAAUCCAACACUUGCGACUAUGCACGCGAACGGGUUGCAACGCCCCAGCGGCCGGCCAGUCGCCAUUGGCACGUGUCCCGGUUAUACUGCGAGCCUCUCGCGGCUCUCGGCGACCGGUCCGUGUGCCAAAACGAGCGAAGUGGCCGGCCGUUGGGCUCAACACUUGUAUAAAGUUUAUUAUAAGUAUAGUUUAAUAUUUUUAUACCGUAAGAUUUAUUAUGUUUUUAUUUUUAUUUACAAAAAAUAAAUACAUUUCGACACCGUA
Leguminivora glycinivorella is the source of this 1112-nucleotide messenger RNA. RefSeq names its product pro-resilin (gene CPG20). NCBI's taxonomy places the organism in Eukaryota, Metazoa, Arthropoda, Insecta, Lepidoptera, Tortricidae. The record is from RefSeq and is a predicted model, not a curated record. Bases 73 to 597 code for a protein of 174 amino acids. The transcript has 2 exons.